AUGAUUCUCCUGGUGAUGCUCAUGAAGGACAAGGUGCUGACAUAUGCUGCCACAUGUGAUGGAAAGUCAGAUGUUCGAUAUCCAUUGUGUCAAGCAUGUGCACGAGCGGCCCUUCAAUCGAUGGAAGAACGUCGGCUGCGUUUGGAACAGGAUCAUAAAACGUUGUCCAUGUUGGAACGCGAGCUUCAAAGAUUAGCUAUCAUAAAAGGAGAUCUCGACAUGUCCGACGAUGACAUGGCACGAUGGAGACGCGAGCACGACCGCCUCGAGCAUGACGUCGACGCCGUGCACAAUGCAUGCAAGGAGACAUGUGCGGAAAUUCGCAAGACAGACAUUGAAGUCGAACAGGUCCGGUAUGCGCUUGAAACACUGAGCUAUAUGGAGGCAAAAAUGGCGAAGGAAGAGCAGGAGUUAUGGUAUGUCUAUCAUGAUAAGGCGAUGGAACUUGAACGUUGUGCCUCGAGUAAGGCUUGUCUCAACGCUGAAUUCGUGCAUAUGCAAAAACAACUUGCAUCCCUGGAGCAGUCGUGUGCAUACAGGGACGUAUUUUGCAUUGAGCAAGAUGCUUAUGGAAUAGGCACUAUUAAUGGCCUUCGUCUCGGCAGACACACUGGAACUCGCGCCAGACCAAAUGAACAAGUGCCAUGGUCGGAGAUCAAUGCUGCGUGGGGUCAAACAGCACUUCUGCUUACGGUAUUACAACGCAAGCUUAACUAUGCAAGUCGCGUAUACAAAGUGGUGGCACGUGGCUCGUUCAGCGUUGUUGAACGACUGGAGCCUGACCACGCAGUCUUUGAGCUGUAUGCUACCAGCGAGUGGCAGCUCGGACGAUUAUUUCACGCACGCCGAUUCGACUGUGCCAUGCUGGGCUUCCUAACAUGCGUGCAAGAAAUCUACAUGCAUGCUAAAUCUCUUUAUAAUGAUCUUGAGAUACCCUACCCUAUUCAUUCUGAUUGUAUUGGUGGAAUCAGCAUCCGGCUUCAGUUCCAUGAGCCAGCAGCAUGGAAUCGUGCAACUCGAUACCUCCUUGAAACUCUCGAUUGCCUCCUGUCCUGGACACUCACCUGUUUGAAGUGA
Messenger RNA from Malassezia globosa CBS 7966, 1077 nucleotides. RefSeq lists its product as uncharacterized. Gene Ontology annotation, cellular component: phosphatidylinositol 3-kinase complex, class III, type II; fungal-type vacuole membrane; phagophore assembly site. The transcript has 4 exons. The record is from RefSeq and is a predicted model, not a curated record. Gene Ontology annotation, biological process: autophagosome assembly; cellular response to nitrogen starvation; autophagy. NCBI's taxonomy places the organism in Eukaryota, Fungi, Basidiomycota, Malasseziomycetes, Malasseziales, Malasseziaceae. The coding region runs from base 1 to 1077 and encodes 358 amino acids.